GACAUCAAAUUUUGUUUGAAAAUACUGAAAUUUUGGCCCUUCUCAGAAAAAUUUUACCCAUACCUGAAGAUUCAUCAUCCACACUAGCUAAGGCAGAGAUCAAUAUCAACUAUGAUUAUAUAUAUUUUGAUGAAGAAUUUGAUGAUGAUGUGUAUUUUGAUGAAGAGGUUACUUUACUAUCAGAUAAAGUAGAGCUGAGCCAAAGAAGUUCUUCGAACUAG
Messenger RNA from Dentiscutata heterogama, 221 nucleotides. NCBI's taxonomy places the organism in Eukaryota, Fungi, Glomeromycota, Glomeromycetes, Diversisporales, Gigasporaceae. The record is from the annotation of a GenBank genome assembly.